GUUCAUAUUAGAACUAUUUAUGAUAUCACUGUUUCAUAUAAUGAUACAUUUCUGAAGAAGACGUGUAAUUAUUAUUUUCAAAUAACUGUCAGACAAAAUGCUUCCAAAGGUACAUCCUUCAACAGAUGGGAUACCAACUGAGCGUGAAGACGAGCAGCCCGUCGUUUCAGAUGCAUUCUUUAAACAUUUGCGUGUCACUUCUUGCCUUGGAGGAAUCUAUCGUCGUGCAAACCCUGGAGAGAAAAUGAUAUGGUGGGACAGAAUUAAACUUGUGUAUGUCGUAUUUGUUGAAAUAUUAUUUGUGACCUGCAUUGUCUUCUUUCUAAUUGCUACUUACAAUUAUGCAGUUGGCUCUAGACCAAUUAUACGUCUUCUGUCGUUCUGUGCCAUCAUGGCCAUUAAUUUGUACUUGUCAUUGAUCUACAGUAUCUUUCUCUCAAAAACGUUCCAUCUGCUGCAUGUACGUUUUCGCAAGUAUGAAGAAUUGUACGGAUUCAGCGAUGAAUUCAAGAAGUGGGUGAAGAGGUUGAGGCCAAUCCUUGUUUGCAGCCAUUUAUUCACGGCAUCAUCUGGUCCACUAGAAUACUUCAUGACGAAGAGCUACCCUAAAGUUAUGUAUGAUAUCUUCCCUACAAUGGUCUUCACGGAACCUUGGAAAUCAGCUGGUGUAGGUAUCACAUGCAUUGGAUACACAUUAGUUGAGUUUCAGUGGAUAACUAACUACACUGUUAUACCAUUUCUUUCUCUGUUUGUGUGGCAGGAAUUCAAACGUGUAGAAACACAAUUCAAGGAACUUUCAAACAGUCAAUGUGAUAACACUGAAUCCAGGUUCAACACUUUGGUCAUUCAUUUUGACCAUAUCACUGAAAUACUUGAGGAUAUCAGCAACUAUGUGCAACAUUCUAUUUUCACUUAUGUAUUCAUGACUUUGCCUGUGACAUGUGCUGUCUUGUAUUCCAUUCUAUCCAAGCACGUCAGUUCUGAAGAAGUGAUGGUUUACAGUGUAUGGUGUGUGUGGGCCCUUUUAUGUGUUGGCUGUAGACUGCUCAUUGAUGCGCUUGUCAGUUCGAAGGCUCAUGGGACCCUUCAGUAUGUUUGGGGACUGGAUAAACAGCGUUUCUCUGGCAAAGGGCUGCAGAAGGUGAACCUGUUUGUGUCAAGAUUGACGGGAGACACUAUCGGCUACAACAUUCACGGCCUCUUCACCAUCACCAUGCCAACACUCCUUGGGAUCGCAGGAACGCUGGUCACCUACAUAAUUGUGGUUGUGCAGUUCAAGCCAUCAGAUUCGUCGUGUCAAUGCAACUGGUUCAGGAAUGUCACAGGGAGUGAUAUGUAAUUUGGAACACUUUUUGUGUUACAAAGAGAAGGCAUUUGUCCUUACUAGCUCUAGUGUGUCUAGUGUGUAGUCCGAGGCCCUUCAUGCAGAUGGGGAAUACUCUGAAGCUGCAUUAAUAUCGCCAUGCCAUCAUAUAUUCCAUAACGCCUGACACUCCCAAAACUUGAUUGUACAAAUGUCAUCAAUUAUCAGAUCGCCGGAACGCUGGUCACAUGCAUAAUUGUAGUUGUUCAGUUCAAGCCAUCAGAUUGGUCGUGUCAAUGCAACUGGUUCAGGAAUGUCACAGGGAGUGAUAUGUAAUCUGGAACACUAUUUAUGGUACAAAGAGAAGGAUUUUAUCAUCACUAACAUUAGUGUGAGAUCUUAUACCUCUCGUUGUGAUGAAGGAGAAUCAUGAGCAGCUGC
This is a messenger RNA of Haliotis rubra (blacklip abalone), 1744 nucleotides long. RefSeq lists its product as uncharacterized. The transcript has 4 exons. Gene Ontology annotation, cellular component: membrane. The coding region runs from base 98 to 1339 and encodes 413 amino acids. The record is from RefSeq and is a predicted model, not a curated record. Gene Ontology annotation, biological process: sensory perception of taste. Lineage: Eukaryota; Metazoa; Mollusca; Gastropoda; Lepetellida; Haliotidae.